Molecule: messenger RNA, 849 nt
Organism: Schistocerca gregaria
Lineage: Eukaryota; Metazoa; Arthropoda; Insecta; Orthoptera; Acrididae
Exons: 3
Coding region: 1-834 (277 amino acids)
Biological process (GO): translational initiation
Cellular component (GO): cytoplasm; eukaryotic translation initiation factor 4F complex
Molecular function (GO): translation initiation factor activity; RNA 7-methylguanosine cap binding
Source: RefSeq, a predicted model, not a curated record
AUGGCCCAAGCUGUUAUAUCCAAACACCAAAACUCAAAUACUUUUUUAGAGAAAUUACCCUUUUCAGACCGAAUGUCAAGAGAUGAGGUAGCUCCUUUGGCCCAAAGCUUGGAUAGUCUUCGUAUAGAGGCAAACAGCGAUGGUGUGGGAAACACCAUCAAAUUACCAGCCGCAGUUCCGGGCACCCCUUCAACCGAUGGUCACGAAGGGAAUGCGAGCCCUUUGGAAAAGGCCAGUCAAAUUCCUGAAGCUGACAACAAUAAGGCGGCGUCGAACACAGAGCUCAAGACAAAGCACCCACUGCAAUGUAGUUGGACCUGGUGGCAUGAUAAUCCAGGGCGCAAAACUACUAUAAAUUCGUGGGCAUCCCACUUGAGAACAAUUUACACGUUCAACACUGUGGAAGAUUUUUGGAGUUUGUAUAAUAAUAUUAAGCCUGCUAGCGAGCUCCAGUCAGGCAGUGAUUACCAUUUGUUUCGCAACAACAUUGAGCCAAAAUGGGAGGAUGAGACCAACAAGAAUGGAGGUAAAUGGAUCGUACAGUUCCCGCCUAAAUAUGCCGAUUUAGACGAAAAAUGGCUCUGGACCGUUUUGGCUUGCAUUGGUGAAGUUCUAGACAGCAACACUGACCAAAUUUGCGGCGCGGUAGUGAGCGUCCGCAAGGCGAGCUCCAAGAUCGCCAUUUGGACGCGCGAGGCGUGGAACAAGGACGCCUGCUUAAUGAUUGGGAAAAACUUAAAAAAGGCCCUCGAGUUACCUCCGGACAUGACGAUCAAUUAUGUAUAUCAUUCCGAUGCGUUAAAAGGAAAAGCGGAAAAUCGGUACAUUCUUUAGUUUGGGUUAUGUUCU